AUGAUUGUUCCAAUACUGGUAACGUUAGCAGUAACAGUACGCGCCUACAGAAAAAACGUCAAUACCCUCCUUUCCUCCCUCUCUUCGAACACCCAAAUUGAUUAUGGGUUCUACAAUUUCUCCACCGGAGAAAACUUAGACAGAGUUAUCGCAUUUGCACCUUGUAGAGCAGACCUUACGCCGACCAACUGCCGGAGUUGUAUCAGUGUAGCUGCUAUAGAGCUCUUAUUUCGUUGUCCAAACCAGGAGGGUACCAUGUGGUACAUGAAUUGUACAGUACGAUACUCGAACAACUCUAUAUUUGGUGUCAUGAAGUUUAAGCCUGUGCAACAGCUUUCCACCACUUUAGAGGUCACGGACCCGAAUGGGACGUUCGACCGGGUGCGAGAGACGCUGCUGGAUAGACUAAGAAGUGAGGCUGCAGCUAGCGCUUCGACUCUUCGCAAGUUUGCAACUGGAAGUGCGAGCUCCCCAUACUUCGAUAUAUGUGCUCUUUUGCAGUGCGCUCCCGAUUUGAAUCAGCAGGAAUGCAGCGAUUGCCGAAAUCAGAUCAACAUCGCAACAAUUCCAACUUGUUGCGCUACAGCGGCAGAAGCGAGAGUUCUUACACCCAGCUGCAACUUAAGGUAUGAGAAUCGCCUUUUCUAUGGAUCGAUCCAGGCCCCGCCGCUAUCGUCAAGUACUUUUUCUCCGCCUGCAGAAGGUAAGGCGCUUCCCAUAUAUCUCUGUAUGUCGUCCUCCUAUCUAUUUUCUUCUAGGAAGAUGAUAUGCCUGCAAGCUGUUGAAAUAACCAUGAAGAUAAACAUCUUUCGAAAGUAG
Messenger RNA from Carya illinoinensis, 819 nucleotides. RefSeq names its product cysteine-rich receptor-like protein kinase 29. The record is from RefSeq and is a predicted model, not a curated record. The transcript has a single exon. Bases 1 to 819 code for a protein of 272 amino acids. NCBI's taxonomy places the organism in Eukaryota, Viridiplantae, Streptophyta, Magnoliopsida, Fagales, Juglandaceae.